AUGAGCGAAGAGGAGAGAACGCUUUGGUGUGGAAAUCUCAGCGAAAAUGUUACGGAAGAGAUACUGUACGAGUUGUUUCUGCAGGCUGGUCCGCUGGAAAACAUAAAGAUUCCCCGAGAUGCAGAUAGGCGUCAGCGUAGUUACGCCUUUAUUACGUUCCAACACGCCUGCAGUGUGGAGUAUGCGAUGAACAUAUUCGAGGGCACAGCGCUGUUGCAACGUCCGCUGACACUGCACAGAAAAGCUCGCAACGGCUCCAACGCUAGUAAUGCUUUGGCUCAAACGAAUUUUAACUAUCCUAUGGGUAGCACUAGCACCAGCAGCAGCAGUCACACGGGCAAACGUUUAUCCAACGAUGUAGCACCAGUGCACUUUCCCCCAAUGCAUCAGUCGAUGGAUGGUAAUGCAUACGCAGCAUCGAAUAAAACUCCGGACAGGUUAAAUCCAGCCCAAAGGCAAAAUGACAUCAUGUCUGCGAUGUCGAUGGCACUGAACGGAUCGCAAUAUGUAUUUACACCGGAGCUGUUAGCUCAGUUGGGCCAGCAACUUCUUGGCGCAGAACUUCCUCCGAUGGACCAUGUCAACCAGCAGCAGAGUUCGUUGCGCACGAAAAUAAUGCACAACGAUCGAUCUCACUAUCGUGAUCAUCAUCACAAGAAACCAUAUUCUCGGGACGAUCGCUACGAUUAUAAACACGAUCGCAACGAUUCGCAUAAUCGCCACCGCUAUGACAGCAACAGUGGACGGAAAAGUAACGAUUACGAAAAGGAUAAGCAUCGAAACAACCGGAGCAGGAGAUAG
Molecule: messenger RNA, 801 nt
Organism: Anopheles marshallii
Lineage: Eukaryota; Metazoa; Arthropoda; Insecta; Diptera; Culicidae
Product: RNA-binding protein 7
Exons: 2
Coding region: 1-801 (266 amino acids)
Biological process (GO): regulation of alternative mRNA splicing, via spliceosome
Cellular component (GO): nucleus
Molecular function (GO): single-stranded RNA binding
Source: RefSeq, a predicted model, not a curated record